AAGAUUAAAAUACAGAUCAAAAUCAAUAAAAUCUUGCGUAAGCAGGAUUUCUGAAAAAAGAAACCUGCUGUCGGUGGAGUGUCAUUCACGGGUGAUUCAUUUUGGUGCUCUCUGUCUGAGCUGCUCUCAUCAAAAACAAUGAAAGGAGAAAAAAAACGUAUUUUGUGUCUAUUGUCCAACUCACUAUGACUACAGAGAUUUGAAGCAUACACAUAUGAAGGUUUAUACAUUACAGCCAUGUAUUUGUACUUCAAUUCAAAUGUUGCAUUGUGUGGAAUUGUCAUAUUGCUGUUAAAACAUCACAAAUUCUUCCACACUUAAACCUGUAACCUCAAAGGCACCGACUAAACCAGCUGAAGUCCUGACAUGACCUGCAAAAACCUUAAAUCAAAGACAUUAAAGGAGGUGGUUAGGUUAUUGACACCAACCGCUGUGACAAAUGACAAGUGAGGAAAAAAAAAAGAAAGUGAAAAACAGCUCUGCAACAAGACUACCACUGGUCGGUAAAUAACUGUUGACACCUAACGUUUACUAUGCCAAAGAAAAUGAAACGGUGGACAGCCAACUGGGACGCCCUCCGUCAGAAGAUAGAAAGGGAGAUCCAACAGAGGAAGAAGAGACGCAUCCUGUUGGAGGAGCUGGACAGACUCAGAGCGUCCUACCAGGAGGACACCCAGAGGUACGAGGCCGACGUCCACGAGCUGCUGCUGCAACGGCUGAAAGCUGAGCGAUAUAUGCUUCACCAGAAAAUGCUGAAGGAAAUCAUGGUGGUUCAGAGAAAUGCUGACGAGGAGAACACCUUUCUGUGGAGACAGUUUGAGAAACUACAAAAUCAGCACCAGGUUCAGGUCUCAGUCAGCUACGAGCUCUCCACAAAGUUCAAGAAGAUGGUGAAGGAGAUCCACGAAGAGAGGAAGGAAAAACGCAUCUUUCUAGAAGAGUUGGACAGAAUCAGGGCCUCGUACCAGGAGGACAUCCAGAAAUACGAGGCUGAUGUCCUCACGGCAAGACAGCAGGCUGAUCACCUUCAGGGCGAGCUCGACAAGGCGAUAAAGGCUCAUGCAGAGGGCGUGUCCAGCCACCAGCUGAUGGUGAAGAAGGCACGGGGCGAGUUGGACGUCCUCCGCCAGAAAAUGGUCAAGGAGAUCACAGCAGUUCAGAAAAACGCAGAUGAGCAGAACAUCUUACUGUUGAGACAGUUUGAAAAACUGCAAAAUCAGCACAACAUCCAGGUCACAGUCAACCCCGAGCUCUCCAUAAAACUGAAGAAGAUGGCAAAGGAGAUCCAGAUGGAGAGGAGGGACAAAAGACUUCUGCAGGAAGAACUGAGCCGGCUCCGAGCUUCAUUCCAAGAGGAAAUGGGAAAAUACAAGGCUGAGGUCUUCACAGCGAGACAACAGGUGGACCACCUGCAGAGGGAGCUGGAGAAGUCCAUCAAGGAUCACGCAGAUAGUAUGUCCAACCAUCAGCUGAUGAUGCAAAACGUGAGGACAGAGUGGGACAGGCUUCAUCAGAAGAUGGUGAAGGAGGUCACAGUGGUUCAGAAAAACGCAGAUGAAGAGAACUCGCUGCUUUGGAAACAGUUUGACAACCUGCAGAGUCAGCACAGCACUCUGGUCUCAGUCAACCUCGAACUCUCCAAAAGGAUCAAGAAGAUGGCAAAGGUCGUCCAGGUGGAGAGGGAAGAGAAACGGAUCUUCCAGGAGGAACUGGACAGGGUCAGAGCAUCGCACCUGACUCUGCAGUGUGAGCUCAAGACUAUUCAGCUUCAGAAAAAGUUCAAGAAGUCCAAGCUGAAGAAGAAGAGGGAGGAAAACUGGUCUCUCCAAGGAACGGUCACGAGCAAUUUCAUGUCCGAGGUGCCAAAAGGUUUUGCAGAAAACAAAAAGUCAUUGUGGCAGAGGUUGAAAGACUGUCUGGGACUGAGACGGCGACAGAGCGAUGAGGUCAAAGGUCCCUGUGGAAACAGCCUGAGCCUAGCCUUGUGGAGACCCUGAGGGACCACUGGACUAGAACACCAAGAUGAGUCAUACCCUUCGCUACACAUGCUCAGUUUUCUGUCAAAUAUAACUUAAACAAAGGUCUUGACGGUGUGAGAUGUGCCACCUUUAGGGGGCACCAGAGCUCUUCAAUGGAAACUAAAAUAUGUAAAAAAUAAGCAAUUUGUCACAUGUGAAACGCAAAUGACUAUUAUCCAAAUUGAAAAAACAAAGUGAACAGCGAAUAUUUAAAGUAUGAACUUUUAUAGACUGCUGUUGAAAUGGACAUUUGUCUUGUUCAUUCGUCAACAUGAAAAAUAUUAAUAUUUAAAUUGUCCAUUUUCAUCUCUUUGUAUCUGACAUCAUCCCUUCCUGAAAACCUCGGAACUAAAACAAUACACAAUUCUCACUUUU
This is a messenger RNA of Cynoglossus semilaevis (tongue sole), 2393 nucleotides long. RefSeq names its product kinesin-like protein KIF15. The record is from RefSeq and is a predicted model, not a curated record. The coding region runs from base 534 to 1997 and encodes 487 amino acids. NCBI's taxonomy places the organism in Eukaryota, Metazoa, Chordata, Actinopteri, Pleuronectiformes, Cynoglossidae. The transcript has a single exon.